AUGUCCCGAGGAUGGAUGGAUGGGCUAGUCAAGGCAGAGGAGGCGAGAGAUGGACGUGGAACGCGAAAGACACAGAGACCAUGCCGCUUACACGACAGCCGAUCCGUGCAGAACACAGGAGUAAUAUGCGGUGCUCCAUCCACCUCGCGGCUUGCCGAGCUUGUCCUCUUUGCUCCGGAUGGCGUUGGCGUGGCAUCGGCCGCAUUCUGCAUCGUACAUAUAGGGCUUGGACUUGAUGUGGUUUGUUUGGUUGAGGAUGAGGUUGAGGUUGAGGAGGAGGAGGAGGAGGAGGAGGAGGAGGAGGAGGAGGAGGAGGAGGAGGAGGAGGAUGGCCGGACCUAUGGGUGA
This is a messenger RNA of Colletotrichum higginsianum IMI 349063, 348 nucleotides long. RefSeq lists its product as uncharacterized. Lineage: Eukaryota; Fungi; Ascomycota; Sordariomycetes; Glomerellales; Glomerellaceae. Bases 1 to 348 code for a protein of 115 amino acids. The transcript is spliced from 2 exons. The record is from RefSeq and is a predicted model, not a curated record.